This is a messenger RNA of Aspergillus versicolor CBS 583.65, 410 nucleotides long. Its product is annotated as putative quinol monooxygenase. The transcript is spliced from 2 exons. Lineage: Eukaryota; Fungi; Ascomycota; Eurotiomycetes; Eurotiales; Aspergillaceae. The record is from RefSeq and is a predicted model, not a curated record. Bases 59 to 343 code for a protein of 94 amino acids.
CCUGUCCUGAGUGCUCAAUUAUCAGAAGUUCUUCCAAAAUGGUCUACACCAUCGUCACAUGAGGGCCAAGCCCGACCAGGAGAGCAUCUCCAAGCUGUCCGCCAAGCUGCAGGAAGCGUCGGCCGUGUACUCCAAGGACAAGGAGACGCUCUCCUGGCACGUCAUGCAGUCCGUCCACGACCCGCAGGACUUUUGCAUUGUCGAGCGCUACCUCAACGAGGGCUCGCAGACUUACCACCUGAACAACCCUUACUGGAAGACGUUCGACCCUUAUGUUAUUCCGCUGUUGGAGAAGGAGAUGGAUCUGAGGCGGUUUGAGGAGCUUGAGCCGAAGGCUGAAUAAGUGUAUUUAGUACUGCUUCCAGUCUAUCAAUGCAAAUAAUGGAUUGUUUAUAUGUAACCGACUAUAC